Piliocolobus tephrosceles (Ugandan red Colobus) is the source of this 733-nucleotide messenger RNA. It is a transcript of the gene RPL27A, whose product is annotated as ribosomal protein L27a. Lineage: Eukaryota; Metazoa; Chordata; Mammalia; Primates; Cercopithecidae. Gene Ontology annotation, biological process: translation. The record is from RefSeq and is a predicted model, not a curated record. The transcript is spliced from 5 exons. Gene Ontology annotation, molecular function: structural constituent of ribosome. The coding region runs from base 241 to 687 and encodes 148 amino acids. Gene Ontology annotation, cellular component: cytosolic large ribosomal subunit; ribosome.
UCCGAGUCUGUCACAGCGGGCUUCACCGAGACCGUUUCACCGCCACCACAAGACUGUGCGAGGGGGAUCACCACCCCGAAAAAGAGGAGGUGACUAGGAGACGCGCAAUCCCGCGAGACCAAGAGGCCCCGCCCGAAGCCCGGCCUCAGUGAUCGGAAGUGAGGCACUUGGCCCCGCCCCCCGUACCCGAUACCUCGCGAGACUUGGGGAAGGCCUUCCUUUUUCGUCUGGGCUGCCGACAUGCCAUCCAGACUGAGGAAGACCCGGAAACUUCGGGGCCACGUGAGCCACGGCCACGGCCGCAUAGGCAAGCACCGGAAGCACCCCGGAGGCCGCGGUAAUGCUGGUGGUCUGCAUCACCACCGGAUCAACUUCGACAAAUACCACCCAGGCUACUUUGGGAAAGUUGGUAUGAGGCAUUACCACUUAAAGAGGAACCAGAGCUUCUGCCCAACUGUCAACCUUGACAAAUUGUGGACUUUGGUCAGCGAGCAGACACGGGUGAAUGCUGCUAAAAACAAGACUGGGGCUGCUCCCAUCAUUGAUGUGGUGCGAUCGGGCUACUACAAAGUUCUGGGAAAGGGAAAGCUCCCAAAGCAGCCUGUCAUCGUGAAGGCUAAAUUCUUCAGCAGAAGAGCUGAGGAGAAGAUUAAGGGUGUUGGGGGGGCCUGUGUCCUGGUGGCUUGAAGCCACGUGGAGGGAGAUUCAUUAAAUGCUGACUACUUUUUCCUUA